Messenger RNA from Helianthus annuus (common sunflower), 755 nucleotides. Its product is annotated as 40S ribosomal protein S23. Gene Ontology annotation, biological process: translation. The transcript has 4 exons. Gene Ontology annotation, cellular component: ribosome; cytosolic small ribosomal subunit. Gene Ontology annotation, molecular function: structural constituent of ribosome. NCBI's taxonomy places the organism in Eukaryota, Viridiplantae, Streptophyta, Magnoliopsida, Asterales, Asteraceae. The record is from RefSeq and is a predicted model, not a curated record. Bases 142 to 570 code for a protein of 142 amino acids.
AGCUACGUCCACCAACCCAUAUAAAACCAUUAUCGUUAGCCGAUCCCUAACAAGCAUUAGGGUUUUGCAGCCGCUUCUCUUCUUCCUCAACUUCUCGCCGGAAACCUAACCGCCGUUAGCGGAUCACUCAAUCUCGCAAACAUGGGUAAGACACAUGGAAUGGGAGCGGGUCGCAAGCUGAAGUCUCACAGGAGAAGACAAAGAUGGGCCGACAAAUCAUACAAGAAGUCUCAUCUUGGAAAUGAGUGGAAGAAACCCUUUGCUGGUUCUUCUCAUGCUAAGGGCAUUGUUCUUGAGAAAAUUGGUAUUGAAGCUAAGCAGCCUAACUCUGCUAUUAGAAAGUGUGCUAGAGUUCAACUCAUCAAGAACGGAAAGAAGAUUGCCGCUUUUGUUCCCAACGAUGGUUGCUUGAACUACAUUGAAGAAAACGAUGAGGUUUUGAUUGCCGGAUUUGGGCGUAAGGGUCACGCCGUGGGAGAUAUUCCCGGAGUUAGGUUCAAGGUUGUGAAGGUUUCCGGUGUUUCUCUUUUGGCUUUGUUCAAGGAGAAGAAGGAGAAGCCAAGAUCUUAAAUGCUUCAAAGGUUUUGUUUCGGGUUGUCUUGAUUUUGUGGUGUUUGUUGAAGAGUUUAAAUGUUGGUUUUGUUUUAGCUUUGUGUUUGCAGAGGGCAGACAAUUUGUUGUUCUCAGUUUGUACUGUGAUUUUGGUAAACACAAUUUAUUUAGAUAACUGCUUAUUCUGCUUACUUUUAAUUGCA